UUGUCUGGAAAAAAAAUCACUCAAGAAAGUAGCAGAACAAUUUGGAAUCCCCGAGAAAUCAUCAUUUUUGUGAAGCGAAAAAACAUCAAAUCAAUUGUAUCGGAGAAAUCAUCAUUUUUGUGAAGAGAAAAACAUUAAAUCAAUUGUUGAUUACAGAGAAAUACGAAACACUAAAAUAAUUGUGAGAACUAGAUUUAUGGCUGUGCUUGAUCAAAGUUCAAAUAUGAUGUUACCUAUGGAUUAUACCAGAAAGAAGAAAUCUAGGAGUAGAAAAGACGCGCCGAAGAAUGUAGCAGAGACACUUGCGAAGUGGAAAGAAGUGAACGAAAAAUUGGACUUGUGUGAUGAUGAUGGAAGAAAGCCAGUGCGUAAAGUUCCUGCUAAAGGAUCAAAGAAAGGGUGUAUGAAAGGUAAAGGAGGACCGGAUAAUGGGAGGUGCAAGUACAGAGGUGUUAGGCAGAGGACAUGGGGUAAAUGGGUUGCUGAGAUUAGGGAGCCACAUAGAGGGAGUAGGCUUUGGUUGGGUACAUUUGACACAGCAAUUGACGCUGCUCUUGCUUAUGAUGAAGCUGCAAGGGCAAUGUAUGGUCCUUGUGCAAGGCUGAAUCUCCCGGAUUAUUACCCUUCGUUGAAAGAGUCUUCUAAGGAUGAUUCCUCGUUGCCUACUGUAUCUCAAUCCGACUCCAAUACAGCCGCCUCAAGUUUCUCUGAGGUGUGCCCUGCUGAUGGCAUGAUGGGAGGAAGAGCCAGUGUUCCUGAGAUUAGAUAUGAAGAUGGAGAAAGUGAAAUAAAAUUUGAUGCUACUAGGACUGGUUCUGAUGAAGUUGGAACACCACUGAGCUCAUUGAAAGAGGAAGCGAAAGACGAGGCUAAGGAGUUGUUAGAUAAAAGGGAGACCUUUGAAAUUAAAGAAGAGCAUCCGGCCUUUAGUUAUGAUUCGUGGAAUAUUGGACAAGAUGAUCUAGUCAACUUGUGUUUGGAUGAUGAAAUGUUUGAUGUAAAUGAGCUAUUAGGCAUGAUAGAUUCGACUCCACGAGAUGCAUCGGCUCCUAAUCAAGAUGUUGGUUCUGUUCCUCCUAAACAAGAGCAGUACGCCUAUGAUCCUUCAUAUCGAUUACAGAAUGCUACGUACGAGAAUAAUCAGUUGUCAAAUCCAUCAUACCAGUUGGAAAAUGCGGAUGAUCAGUUCUCAAAUCCAUCUUAUCAGUUGGACAAUGCAGAUGGCAAUAUGUUGGAAGGUUUGCAGCAAAUGGAGCAGCAAGCACCUAUCAUGGUUGAUUACAAUUUUGAUUUUCUGAAACCAGGCCGACAGGAGGACUUCAACUUCUGCUUGGAUGACUUGUGUGUACUGGAUUUCUAAAUGCAAUUGGGGAGUUUGACAUGGUGGAUCUAUACAAGCCUCGCAUCCAGGCAAACUGGAUCUGGAUGUAUCACUGCUAGAAACAGGAUUUUAUUGCAGAAUUUAUGCGAUGAUCAGAAAAUUUUCAAAUGUGCACCUAGUUAGUUCAAGAGGUCUUUCUUUUAGUUCGACAAAAAUGAAAAAGCAUAGUCUAGGAGCUGGAGAAUAUAUUGUUCUUUGAUUAUUUUUUUUCCCUUUUGCUUUUGAGGAACUAUGAUUUUCCCUUUCCUUUUGUUGCUGAAGGCCAGCUGAUUCUUGAUAAGUUUUUGCAAGAGAGAAUUCAAGCUGUUGUUGAAUCAAAGCCAGUAUCUUGUAAAGUUUUUGAGAUUGACUAGUAGUUUGCUAACAUUUACAAGGUUUUUGGUCCUUCUUAAGUUCACAGUAAAAGAGAAAAUUAUCUCCCUUGUAAUUGUCAUAUACUGAUAUGAAGUUCAUAUUUAUGUCU
This is a messenger RNA of Solanum dulcamara, 1844 nucleotides long. RefSeq names its product dehydration-responsive element-binding protein 2A-like. The record is from RefSeq and is a predicted model, not a curated record. Bases 197 to 1360 code for a protein of 387 amino acids. The transcript has 2 exons. Gene Ontology annotation, biological process: positive regulation of DNA-templated transcription; response to stress. Gene Ontology annotation, cellular component: nucleus. Gene Ontology annotation, molecular function: transcription cis-regulatory region binding; DNA-binding transcription factor activity. Lineage: Eukaryota; Viridiplantae; Streptophyta; Magnoliopsida; Solanales; Solanaceae.